Messenger RNA from Iphiclides podalirius (scarce swallowtail), 666 nucleotides. The record is from the annotation of a GenBank genome assembly. Lineage: Eukaryota; Metazoa; Arthropoda; Insecta; Lepidoptera; Papilionidae.
AUGUUGGGAACAAUCAACAUCAUAAUCACGUUGACACUGAUUUGCAGUCUCUUGUUGGUUGACUACAGUCUUGGAAAUGGGCUGCUGCAAAUCGUCCUGAGGUACAGCUGCCGAGCGGUCUGCUACGUGAGAACGGUGAUCAGGGAAGAGGCCAAGCGAAUGGUGACUGACAAUGAGACGCCGAUGAAUAUACCUGUCCUCAUAUCAGAAGUUUUGUUUCUCACCGUCCUAACUGUGAUACUGAAUAGAUAUACCCAAUUAAAGGCCAGAGAUCGUAUCGACGACCUUCUUCAGCAAAGCAGGCACAGGCUCCGAUGUACCAACGAGUAUCUAAACAGAUGGCGAAGUAAAAGAGCUAACUAUGAUCAAUCUUAUCUAGACGAAGAGCCACAACAAAUCGAGCCGUUGAAACUGGAGAUUCCGAUACUUCACAUGGCCAUUAUAGACACCCGUGGACCUGGCAGGAGCCAGCAUGAAAGGGGGGACGCUGGAGACUCCAUGAGCGGCAAUGAAUCCACCCUGGUGUCUGUGAGGUCGCUCUAUGAUGAUGACUCGGAAUCGCUGCUGGAACACGCGGCUCGAGCAGCCGAUGAGACCCACGUCACCGACAACACCAACCGUAGCCUUUGGAACGUUCAGGAAGAAGAUCUACACGAGUUGCAAGAA